AUGUCUGUCACGAAGAAGGAAAAGCCUCUGCACUCUCUCAUUGCGGGGGCGACUGCUGGCGCCGUCGAGGCGUUCGUGACCUACCCUGCCGAGUUUGUCAAGACGCGCUCUCAGUUCGGCGGUAAGAAGGAGCCCCCAUUCACAGUCAUCCGAAACACUCUGCGAACACAAGGUCUCAGCGGUCUCUACUCUGGUUGCACUGCACUCGUCAUCGGUAAUUCGGUCAAGGCUGGAGUGCGUUUCGUGAGCUACGACCACUUCAAGGCGGCUCUGGCUGAUCCAGAGGGCAAGGUCAGCGCCCCGCGAAGCUUGCUUGCUGGCCUCGGAGCUGGCAUGAUGGAGGCUAUAUUCGCUGUUACCCCAUCAGAAACAAUCAAGACGAAGCUUAUCGACGAUGCUAAGCGACCCCAGCCGCAAUACAGGGGACUGGUACACGGCACGAUGUCUAUCGUGCGCCAGGAAGGUAUCAGAGGAGUGUAUCGAGGCUUGUUCCCUGUCAUGAUGCGCCAGGGCGGAAAUUCUGCUGUCCGCUUCACGACCUAUGCGACCGUGAAACAGUUUGUACAGAGCCGGUCACGUCCCGGCCAAGUACUCCCCACGGGCGUCACAUUUGGCAUUGGUGCGAUUGCGGGAAUCGUCACCGUAUAUACCACUAUGCCCUUGGACGUGAUUAAAACGCGCAUGCAAUCCCUCGAAGCGCGAGCGCAGUAUCGCAAUUCAUUUCACUGUGCGUAUCGCAUUUUUACUGAGGAAGGCAUUCUGCGGUUCUGGACCGGGACUACACCACGUUUAGCGCGUCUCACACUGAGUGGAGGAAUUGUGUUCACCAUGUACGAGAAGAUCAUAAUACUGAUUGGAGGUCGAGAGGUGUAA
Molecule: messenger RNA, 873 nt
Organism: Heterobasidion irregulare TC 32-1
Lineage: Eukaryota; Fungi; Basidiomycota; Agaricomycetes; Russulales; Bondarzewiaceae
Product: mitochondrial tricarboxylate carrier
Exons: 9
Coding region: 1-873 (290 amino acids)
Biological process (GO): mitochondrial citrate transmembrane transport
Source: RefSeq, a predicted model, not a curated record